UAUUAAAAAAUAAUUUGACUAAUUUAAAAAGCAUUUAAAAAUAUCCUGCAUUUCUCCGCCGAAUUAAAAACAAAUAUCUGAAGCUGCCUCCUACGUCAUCAACUAUUUAAAGCAUUUUCUGACGCCUCAUAAACCGGAAAGCAAAGUUUUUUAAGGACAAUAAAAAUGGCUCUACACGCACACAGCAUCAAUACGGUGCGCUCCACCACCAGCCUGAGCAACAUGAUCAAUAGCAACGGCAACGAUCUCGCGAAUGGCAAUAACGAUCGUCGUCAUAUUGUCGAUAUACUGGUCGGCGUGGUAGCUGUGCCUGUGCUAAUACUUUUCGCCUUGCAAUUGGAAAAGAAUCUACAAAAUAUGACCAAUAGUCCAUGGUUGGUAUUCGUAUUGGGUGUGGGCCUGCUAAUGGUGAUUAUGAUAAUUAUCGGUUAUGUAACACAUCGACUGAGUGUCUGCUGUUGGACGGGACCCAUCGACGAGCUGGGCAAUCGUACGGAUGGACGCGGCAUGCCGCAUAUCAACACACAGAAUGAUAUAUUGCGCAUUAUGGACACACUGCCGCCCAGUUAUGAAACGGUUGUCAAGCAUGAAAUUCCGCCGCCACCCUACGAUUGUGUUAUUGUCAAUUUGGACCAAUGCAAGGAUCAACAACAGUCAACGCCAGCGACGGUAACUGUGCCCACAACGAGCAAUUCGGCGACGCAGGCAAGCGUUAAGGAGACGCCAACAACAAAUGCAACAGUGCUACAUAUUUGAGCUUGUAAGCAUAGUACAAGCCGAGGAAUGAACUGUUUCUACAAGUUCUGUUAUGUUUCAUAUGAAGCUAACGACUUUUAUUAUACGCACAUAAAGGACGAUUUGCAAUUAGCUUUACGGAGAGAGAUAUAAAAAGAGAUCCACAUCUUUGCAGUAGAGAAUCGUAGAGGAAGAAGAAGA
Ceratitis capitata (Mediterranean fruit fly) is the source of this 936-nucleotide messenger RNA. RefSeq lists its product as hypothetical. The transcript has 3 exons. Bases 166 to 756 code for a protein of 196 amino acids. The record is from RefSeq and is a predicted model, not a curated record. NCBI's taxonomy places the organism in Eukaryota, Metazoa, Arthropoda, Insecta, Diptera, Tephritidae.